Molecule: messenger RNA, 1128 nt
Organism: Hydra vulgaris (swiftwater hydra)
Lineage: Eukaryota; Metazoa; Cnidaria; Hydrozoa; Anthoathecata; Hydridae
Source: RefSeq, a predicted model, not a curated record
GAAUGAACCGAGUACAAAAUAAAAGUCAAUUUUUACUUUAUGCUUAUGUUUCAAACUAAAAUAUAAUUUAAACAUGAAGUUAUUAUCCCUCCUGUUUCUUGCUGUAAUUGCAUCUUUAUUAUUAUCUUGUCCAGCAAAAAAGACAUAUAAAAAAAAAGCCUUGAAUCGUUCAUUUUUAUCAAACUUAAAAAGUCUUCUUCCCGAUUAUUUUUCUGAAAAGCAGUGUCAGGCAACUAAACAAAAAAAAGAGACACCCAGUGCAGCUAGAGGUGACUCUCCAAUCAAAUCCUUUGGAUACCCAGAUUUUAACAUCAACACAAAAAGUGUUAGCUUAGAUCCAAAGGCAUCGCUUUCGGUUAUUUCGAGUUUUAAAAGCCCAAUAAAUCUAGGAGUAUACGAUUUUUUAAUUGCUGGUAAACCAAAUGAGCUGCAAGCUUUUUUUAACUGUUUUAGUGAUUAUGAAGUAAAUGGGUUUAUUUUGACUGAAAAUGGAAAAUGGGAAAAAAAUAAAGGAACUAUUAAAAUACAGUUGUCAAAUUUAAUCAAAGCUCCAAAGGUUACGGAAAGUGUGUUUGAAAUGAUAUUUUCUCUCGGAAUGGAUAAAAUUACAAAGUAUUUAGAUCCAAAAGCCAUAAUAGGUCAGUCGUUAUUUGGUAAUCCGAAUGUUUUGAACAAUAUUGAAAAAAUUAAAGAUGCAUGGAGAUUAGCUAAAAAAUAUUUACCCAUUCCUGACAACCUUGUGGAUAAAGUUGCAGAAAUAUGUGCCAAAGACAUUCCUUUAAACAAAAAAAUAAAAGAGUUUUUUAAUUUGUUAAAAAGUGCACAUAAUGCAUUAUCAGAUUUUAAAAAACAAUGGAAAGGAAAGGACAACGUUAAUAGAAAUUCAAAAGUGUUGGUUUCUUUGACAAUGUAUUCGAAACCAGAAAAUAAUGUGAGGGCAACUUAUGAUACAGGGAAAUCUGUAAUAAAAUUAAAAGAUAUUGGCGAUGCAGUAAAUACAUUUAUGACAAAGAUUGCAUAGCAAAUUGGUUCCUAACAGCCAUAUAAAAUACAAUUUUCAAUAAUUUGUGGCUAAGUUUAUGCCUUGAUAUACCGUAAAUGGUUGAUUAGGCACUGAGAGUUGGGAGU